Zalophus californianus (California sea lion) is the source of this 441-nucleotide messenger RNA. RefSeq names its product 60S ribosomal protein L19-like. Gene Ontology annotation, cellular component: cytosolic large ribosomal subunit; ribosome. Lineage: Eukaryota; Metazoa; Chordata; Mammalia; Carnivora; Otariidae. The transcript has a single exon. Gene Ontology annotation, molecular function: structural constituent of ribosome; RNA binding. The record is from RefSeq and is a predicted model, not a curated record. Gene Ontology annotation, biological process: translation. The annotation marks the transcript as partial.
UGUGAAUCUAAGAAGAUCGACCGCCGCAUGUAUCACAGCCUGUAUCUGAAAGUGAAGGGUAACGUGUUCAAGAACAAGCAUAUUCUCAUGGAACACAUCCACAAGCUGAAGGCCAACAAGGCUCGCAAGAAGCUUAUGGCUGACCAGGCCGAGGCCCGCAGAUCUAAGACCAAGGAGGUUUGCAAGCGCGCUGAAGAGCGGCUCCAGGCCAAGAAGGAGGAAAUCAUCAAGAGUCUGUCCAAGGAGGAAGAGACAAAUAAAACUCCCUGUCUUUUGUCUGUACAUAGUGGCCUCCGCAGUAACACAGAUCAGUUACUCAAUAAAACCAACCUUUAUCUGCUUAAAAAAAAAAAAAAAGAAUACAUGAUGGGAUUUGUCACCAAUGAAAAAGAACAGAAUCUAUUAAGGGUACCCAACACCAUCUAUUGUGCUAUUUGCUAA